Molecule: messenger RNA, 5126 nt
Organism: Alexandromys fortis (reed vole)
Lineage: Eukaryota; Metazoa; Chordata; Mammalia; Rodentia; Cricetidae
Gene: Prdm4
Product: PR/SET domain 4
Exons: 12
Coding region: 333-2720 (795 amino acids)
Biological process (GO): transcription by RNA polymerase II; regulation of gene expression
Cellular component (GO): nucleus
Molecular function (GO): histone methyltransferase binding; DNA-binding transcription factor activity, RNA polymerase II-specific
Source: RefSeq, a predicted model, not a curated record
CGGGAAACGUUACGGGAGCCUCAAGCGGGGCGUGGGGUCCCGGGCGAGCAAAGGCGCCCGGGCCGAGCUCCGGCCGGAUGAAGAGCCGAGCGGGUGGGCCGGUGCUCCCCAGCGCGGGCCUCAGGUCGGCCAGCCUGGCUGCCAGCGCUUCCGGAAAGACAGCCCCGGGCGCGGCCCAGCAUGCCCGGCCCUCGGCACGGAGCGCGGCCGCCGGCCCUCGGAGACGUCGGGAGGUCCGGGGAGGCGUGGCCACCAGCGGGAUGUGCUAGCACGUGACCCCGGCCCCGGCGCUCUCUCGUCGGACGCCGGUUCCCUGCACUUGCCCGCGCAGGAUGAAUGACAUGAAUUUGAGCCCAGUGGGGAUGGAGCAGCUGUCUUCAUCCUCUGUCAGCAAUGCCCUGCCAGUCUCAGGAAGUCACCUGGGUUUGGCUGCCUCUCCCUCUCACAGCACCAUCUCUGCCCCAGGUCUCCCAGUGGCAAUUCCAAACCUGGGUCCCUCCCUGAGCUCUCUGCCUUCUGCCUUGUCUCUGAUGCUCCCCAUGGGCAUUGGAGAUCGAGGGGUGAUGUGUGGGUUACCCGAAAGAAACUACACCCUACCUCCACCGCCUUACCCUCACCUAGAGAGCAGUUACUUCAGAACUAUUCUACCUGGCAUUUUAUCUUACUUGGCUGACAGACCGCCUCCUCAGUACAUCCACCCCAACUCUAUAAAUGUUGAUGGUAAUACAGCGUUGUCUAUCACCAACAGCCCUUCAGCACUAGAUCCUUAUCAGGCCAAUGGAAAUGUUGGAUUAGAAUUAGGUGUUGUUUCAAUAGACUCUCGUUCUGUGAACACACAUGGUGCCCAAAGUCUUCAUCCUAAUGAUGGCCAUGAAGUGGCAUUGGACACAACAAUCACUAUGGAGAAUGUUUCUAGGGUUACCAGCCCAAUCUCUACAGAUGGAAUGGCAGAGGAGCUUACAAUGGAUGGUGUUGCAGGAGACCAUUCGCAAAUCCCCAAUGGCUCCAGAAGUCAUGAACCUCUCUCAGUGGAUUCUGUGGGCAACAACCUGACAGCAGAUACUGUAGGACAUGGUGGUGUGAUGCCCAUUCAUGGGAGUGGUCUAGAGCUUCCUGUGGUCAUGGAGACAGACCACAUUGCAAAUCGGGUCAAUGGGAUGUCUGACAGCGCCCUCAGUGACUCCAUCCACACUGUGGCCAUGAGCACCAACUCUGUAAGCGUGGCACUCUCUACCUCACACAACCUCGCCUCUCUAGAAUCUGUUUCCCUCCAUGAAGUUGGCCUUAGCCUAGAGCCUGUGGCUGUUUCUUCCAUCACGCAGGAGGUUGCUAUGGGGACAGGUCAUGUAGAUGUAUCCUCAGACAGCUUGGCUUUUGUACCACCUUCACUGCAAAUGGAAGACUCCAAUUCAAACAAGGAAAAUAUGGCAACCUUGUUUACAAUUUGGUGCACUCUCUGUGACCGAGCCUAUCCCUCAGACUGCCCUGAUCAUGGCCCAGUGACUUUUGUUCCUGAUGCACCAAUAGAGAGCAGAGCAAGGCUGUCCCUCCCAAAGCAACUUGUUCUCCGUCCAUCCAUUGUGGGGACAGAAGUCGGUGUAUGGACUGCAGAAACCAUUCCUGUGCGGACUUGCUUUGGGCCUCUAAUUGGUCAGCAGAGUCACUCCAUGGAAGUAGCAGAGUGGACAGACAAGGCAGUUAACCACAUCUGGAAGAUCUAUCACAGUGGUGUCCUAGAAUUCUGCAUCAUUACAACUGAUGAAAAUGAGUGUAACUGGAUGAUGUUUGUGCGCAAAGCCAGGAACCGUGAAGAACAAAAUUUGGUGGCUUAUCCCCAUGAUGGAAAAAUCUAUUUCUGUACCUCACAAGACAUCCCCCCUGAAAAUGAACUGCUAUUCUAUUAUAGCCGGGAUUAUGCUCAACAAAUUGGUGUUCCUGAACACCCAGAUGUGCACCUCUGUAACUGUGGCAAGGAGUGCAAUUCCUAUUCUGAGUUCAAAGCUCAUCUGACCAGCCACAUCCAUAGCCAUAUCCCUGGCCAGGGCCACAGCAGCAGCCACGGGCCGAGCCACAGCAAGGAAAGGAAGUGGAAGUGUUCCAUGUGCCCCCAGGCUUUUAUCUCUCCUUCCAAACUCCACGUUCACUUUAUGGGUCAUAUGGGCAUGAAGCCCCACAAGUGUGAUUUUUGUAGCAAGGCUUUUAGUGAUCCAAGCAACCUGCGGACACACCUCAAAAUACAUACAGGUCAGAAGAAUUACAGGUGUACUUUGUGUGACAAGUCUUUCACCCAGAAAGCCCACCUCGAGUCCCACAUGGUCAUCCACACGGGUGAGAAGAAUCUCAAGUGUGAUUACUGUGACAAGCUGUUUAUGCGGAGGCAGGACCUCAAGCAGCAUGUGCUCAUCCACACACAGGAACGCCAGAUCAAGUGUCCGAAGUGUGAUAAACUGUUCUUGAGAACAAACCACUUGAAGAAGCAUCUUAAUUCUCACGAAGGAAAACGAGAUUAUGUCUGUGAGAAAUGUACGAAGGCUUAUCUAACCAAGUACCAUCUCACUCGGCACCUGAAGACCUGCAAAGGGCCCGCCUCCAGUUCCUCGGCACAGGAGGAGGAGGACGACUCUGAAGAAGAUGAUCUUACAGACUCUGUGAGAACAGACAACUGUAGGAUGGGCAGUGCCAUUUACUCAGCAGACGAGCCUCUUCCCACACAUAAAUAGAAGGAAAACUGCUCGGAUGGACCAUGCAUCGGGAAAUCACAGAACCAACGCACUGCAGUGGUUUCUAAUGUGGAGUGCUUUCUGAUCCUUCCAACUCACUGACUGAGUGGGAUAGCUAAGGCAGUUAGUGAGGAAUAUCCAGAUGGAUUCUUUAGGGUGGACUGGAGACAAGGCACGUGUCUGCCCCAUUUUUAUGCAAUGUGUGGCAAGGAAAGGGUCAGCUUUUGGUAUCUGUUCUUUAUUUGCUUAGUAAUUUGGGAGAUGCAUUUAUGCCUGAAUCAGCGUGGCCUUUUGUUCUUACCAAUUAACUUAUCUCAUUGUUCCAUUCUUUUUUCCUCCAGUCAACAUGAUUUGACCCCAGCCAUCCCCACUGUUGACCACAUAUUAUGUACUAUUGUAAGGUGUACAUCUCACAGCAAGAAUUGCAGCACAGCAGAUCGAGCCACUUGCGAGUUUAGAUCCUGCUUCUCCAUCUCAGCAGGUGUUAAGGGAGCAGCAGUCAUGGGUCAGACUACAGUGGCUGGUAGAGGAAAAAGCCCAGAAAACCACCUCCAAUGGAAGCCAAGGUUAGCCACCUGGUUAUGUGUACAUGCACGCCAUUAUGGUUUGGCCAUGUCUCCGCUUCAGGAAAGCCUUCUGUUAUUCAGAGAGUACCUAGAAUUAAGUAUCCAAAUAAUGUCUGCUGAGUAGUCUCCUGUCAUGGACUCACCUGACAAGACUACAGGAGGAAGAAGGGGAAUAAUCUUUUAUGUAGGUUUACUUUAUGAAAACCAUUAAAAUGUUGCUGACUGCAAGCAACAUGUAGUUCCAAAUGCAUUGAUGGGUUUCAGUUAGGCCUUCCCAGUUUUCUUCCUUGCUAAAGGUCCUCACCAGCUAAGCGUAGAGGAUACCAAAGGAUUUGGAAGAUAGAAAAGUCACCAUGUGGGUCUGUUUUCAGGUCCCUGUGAGCAGGCAUAGCACUUUUGGCAAGAAGCAGAAACAUCCUGAAGGUGACAGGGUUGAUGGAACAACCUUGAGUAGAGGAAGGACUCUGCUGGGAAGGUUUUGCUGCUAAAGUAUUUAUGGGAUGAAUGUAUUUCAUUCAAAUCUGUAUUUCUUUAGGAAGAAUUAAAAUCAAAAAUUUUUAAUGAAAAUAAGGCAUUUCUCAUAAUCUUUUGUAGAGGAUGGACUCAAAGGUUAAAAGAGAAGAAAGCUUUUAGCUCUGAGAUCGUAUUCUAAUUGUUCCUGUGUAACGGUGCUUAGACAGACUCAACUUCUGGGAUUUCUAGGAAGGUCUACAGCCGAAGGCAAGUGCUGUGUGUGGCUCGGAGUGAGUGCUAACACCAAGGCAUGAAGCCUUAAUAGUGUUCAAAGUAAUUUCUUCCUUUUCUCAGGAGCAUGCACUUGAUUAAAUUCCUUAUUGCCCUGCACAGAGAUGCUCUUCAAUCUAGAGCUGUUCAAGCUAAACACCAAAACAACCCAAGGCAGGAGGAAGGGCAGAAGAUUUCUGCUGAGGAUGUAUGGUGGUGUUUCUACCUUUGCCCUCUUGGGUUUAAGUGGGACUAACACUUCUCUGCCUAGUUGCAGGAGGUCUUGUCCACGAUUGGGUCAGUGGCCACAUCAACAGGAUAUGGUAAGUGUGGGCUCUGGAUCCAGAGUCUCUGGGAUUUAUUGGGGGAUGAUAGCUUCGUGUUUCAAAUAAAAAUAUUAAACAGAAAAGAAACCAUAUAAAGAAAGAGCCAGCAGUUUGAGGCAUUGUAGGAAGAAUGAGAACAAAUUCAUUAGCAUACAGUUAAGGCCUGUUUAUGCAUAGUAUUUUACAGAACCUCCAACAUCUGGUUUCAUAUUCAGGUUUCCUAAGGGCUGUGAAGCCUCAGGUGAUUCUGAAGCACUGUGUCGUUGUGUAGGAGUCCUGCAUUAUGAUCGUUAUAAAAUGGUUUUGCACAGGGUAUAAUUUACACAAACCUAGAUGGCAUAGACUUUGAGGUGGGAAGCUGUGUAGAAUGGCUGGAUGGUUUACAGUAACAAGUUACCAAGUAUUGCAUACGAUGUUACAUCGGGUUGGUUUAUACUAGCAUCCCACAAAACUGAGCAAUACUUUCUGCUAGAAUGUCAGGAUAGCCAGCUACAUUAUAACUUGCCCAUCAGAGAUUUUCCAACCCCAUUAUAGUCUAAGAGCAUUGUUGACUGCAUACUGUUUUGUUGCAUGCUACCACAGAUGUGUUAAAGUCUAGGAGCAGGAAUGAUAAGGUCCUAUCAGAAGAGAUAAGGAGUAAAGUGCUUGGUAAGCCUGACUUAGUAAAGGCAAAUCUGGAAAAUCGAGUCAUGUGUGAAUUACAGGACAGUAUCUCGAACCAAAGCAAUUAACUAGCAAGGGGAAGUAUAUUACACCCUACUACGUGUUAAUUUUUUCUUCACAGUUACAGC